UUAUUCAUUCUCUCCUAGUGUUUGUUCUUCGCAUCAAAUUUCACCCCAACCCCAAAACCCACUCACAGUCGUCCUCCAUAGCAGUUACUUUUCCUCUCUAAUCCUUCUAUUCUUCAACCAUAAUCGUUAAACUGACGUCACUGUUACCCCAAUUCACAAUUCAAUGGACGUUGAAGAUCGGAUGAAAACGCAUUACACCACAAGCUCUACACCCUCUGGAAAAUUUACGGGACAGCUAAUCAAGAAUGAAGAAAGUGCAUCUCCAAGCCCACUGUACAGUGCGUACGCAUACGAUGCAAACAAGUCAAAGAGAACAAUUGACUAUUCUAACCCGUUUGCUAUUAGAGAUCGGAUGCAAGAGCUUGAUUCACCUAAAUACGGGUCUGUUACAAAAGACAUAGAAGAUCUAAUUUUGCUAAGAAAACAGAUGUUGAUGCCUUCUUUUAGAAGGUUUCCCUCACUAGGAGCUGAUUUAAUGGAGACAAAUCAUGUGAAAAAUGAGGUUCCCGUCACAAAUCCUGUGCGGGAUAUUGUUAUGCAUGAUGCUGGCAAUGUUCAUGACACAAAUGCACCAGGUGCUGUUGUUAAUAUCGACUCGGAUGAUGACGAACCCACAAUCGGGAGGCCUUUUCAACCAUAUCGAGACGUGGUCUUGAAUAAGCCUGAAGGGCAGUUUUCAAUGAAACAAUUUUUGGAGGGAGAUUAUUCGCAAGGUCAAUCUUCAAGCGGGAAAGGAGGCGGAGGAAUAGGCGGAGGUGGCGGUGGCGGUGGCGGUGGCGGUGGCGGUGGCGGUGGAAGUGGCGGUGGCGGUGGAAGUGGCGGUGGACGAGGGAGAGGGAGGGGAAAAGGGAAAGGGAAAGGAAGAGAAAAAGAAGGAGAACAAACAAAUAUCGUUGUCGGGUCAACAGUUACAGAAGACAAGAAUGUCGAUGAAGAUGCAGAGGUUGAAAGGAAGCACGAUAAAGGUGAAUAUGUCGGUGGCGAUUCUGAUUCAGAUAUGGAAGAAAAUGAUCCACUUGCUGAUGGUUUAGCUGAUAUUUGGCAAGAAAUGAACUUUGGAUUAGAGUCCUCAAAGGAUGCUGAUAUGGACCAUUCAGCCACCGAACAUGCAAAGGUAGAUGAAGAAUGUGACCAUUCAUAUAUAUUAAAAGACGAUAUCGGUUACGUGUGCCGUGUCUGUGGGGUAGUUGAACGGAGUAUCGAAUCCAUUAUCGAGUAUCAGCGCCCCAAGAGCUCGAAGAGUACGAGGACUUAUUAUAACGAAGGCCGGUCUGAUAAAUCAGGAGAGUCGUCUGGUGCAGUUCUCGAUGGAGUGAAAGCACCGGGAAAAGAUUUCUCGGUGGUAGAAGUAUCAGCUCAUCCGAGGCAUAAAAAGCAAAUGAAGCCGCAUCAAAUCGAAGGCUUUAAUUUUCUUUUAAGUAACUUAGUUACCGACAAUCCAGGUGGCUGCAUCCUGGCCCACGCUCCGGGAUCUGGGAAAACGUUCAUGCUCAUCAGUUUUAUCCAAAGUUUUAUGGCUAAAUAUCCAGAUGCAAGACCGUUAGUGGUUCUACCAAGAGGUAUUCUAGCCACGUGGAAGAAAGAGUUUAAAAGGUGGCAAGUUGAAGACAUACCCCUCUUUGACUGUUAUUCCCAAAAGGCCGAUAACCGGGCUCAGCAACUUGAAGUGCUUAAACAAUGGGCCAACACGAGGUCCAUACUGUUUCUCGGCUAUAAACAGUUCUCCACAAUAGUGUGUGACAAUGACAGAAGCGCGGUUUCCGCCACCUGUCAAGAAAUACUGUUGACAUUCCCAUCACUUGUGAUAUUAGACGAGGGCCACACUCCAAGAAACAAGGACACUGAUGUUUUUACGUCUGUUGAAAAGGUUCAAACUCCAAGAAAAGUGGUUCUUUCCGGAACACUCUACCAAAAUCACGUGACUGAGGUCUUCAAUAUCUUGAACCUUGUUCGACCAAGGUUCUUGAAAAUGGAGGAUUCUAGAACAAUAAAAAGGCGUAUUUUGAGUAGAGUAUCAAUGGAAACCCGAAGAAAGCUUUCAAAGAAGGGCACUGACGUCGAGUUUUGCGAGCUGGUUGAACAUACGUUACUCAAGGAUGAGAAUUUUAAAAGAAAGGUUACGGUUAUCGAAGAUUUACGGGAGAUGACGAAAAAGGUUCUUCACUACUACAAAGGGGAUUUCUUGGAUGAGCUUCCGGGCCAUGUGGAUUUUUCCGUGUUUUUAAACCUUACCCCGAAGCAAAGACGGGAAGUUAAAGAUUUGAAAAAAAUGUCGAGAAAAUUCAAAGUUAGUGCGGACGGUAGUGCCCUUUACGUCCACCCGGAACUCAAGUCUCUUGUAAAUUCCGCAACUAACGACAAAAACGACGACAACAUACACAAAAAAAUUGAUGCACUUUUGGAGAACUUGGAUGAGAGAGAAGGUGUGAAGGCUAAGUUUUUUCUCAAUCUACUUCGCCUUUGUGAAUCCAGUGGCGAAAAACUUCUCGUUUUCGGUAAUUAUCUACUCCCGUUAAAUUUCUUGCUACAGUUGACCAUGAAAGUCAAAGGGUGGAGACUUAACAAGGAAAUAUUCAUGAUAACUGGAGAUCAUGACAAUGAUGAGCGCGAGGUGGCAAUGGAUGCAUUCAACAACACAUAUGAAGCCAAAGUGUUUUUCGGGUCAAUAAAGGCGUGUGGGGAGGGUAUUUCAUUGGUUGGGGCUUCUAGAAUCAUUAUCUUGGAUGUGCAUUUGAAUCCGUCUGUGACCCGUCAAGCGAUAGGUCGGGCUUUUCGACCAGGGCAGGUGAGGAAGGUGUAUACUUAUCGAUUAAUUGCUGCGGGUUCUCCUGAAGAGAAAGAUCAUACCACAUGUUUCCGAAAGGAGUCCAUUGCGAAAAUGUGGUUUGAGUGGAAUGAGUACUGUGGUCGUAACGAAUUUGAAAUGGAGACGAUUGAUGUCAAAGAUUGUGGUGAUGAGUUUCUGGAAACUCCUUGGUUGAAUGAAGAUGUAACUGCAUUGUCUAGAAGAUCAUGAAUGCUGAGGUGGCAACCCCUGUUGAUAUUUCUCUCCUCUAGGAAUGUUUUUUGCUGCUGUGGUCGGGUCGGGUAGAAAUCUAGUUUUAAUUAAUAUUUUGUAGGUAAAUUAAGAUGUCAUACUUUACUGGAAGUUGAUUUCUUUUUUAGGGUUCACAUGUUUGGUCUCCUGCUAAUUCUGAAAUUACAAUGCCCAUAUUUGCUGUCAUCUUUCAAAUGAAAUCAUUAUUUAGGCUGGGCUACAUCUAAUAUGAUUCA
Helianthus annuus (common sunflower) is the source of this 3273-nucleotide messenger RNA. RefSeq names its product protein CHROMATIN REMODELING 35. Lineage: Eukaryota; Viridiplantae; Streptophyta; Magnoliopsida; Asterales; Asteraceae. Bases 164 to 3016 code for a protein of 950 amino acids. Gene Ontology annotation, biological process: gene silencing by siRNA-directed DNA methylation. Gene Ontology annotation, molecular function: ATP-dependent chromatin remodeler activity; ATP binding. The transcript is spliced from 7 exons. The record is from RefSeq and is a predicted model, not a curated record.